Colletotrichum destructivum is the source of this 1383-nucleotide messenger RNA. Its product is annotated as Putative zn(2)Cys(6) fungal-type DNA-binding domain, fungal transcription factor. The coding region runs from base 1 to 1383 and encodes 460 amino acids. Lineage: Eukaryota; Fungi; Ascomycota; Sordariomycetes; Glomerellales; Glomerellaceae. The record is from RefSeq and is a predicted model, not a curated record. Gene Ontology annotation, molecular function: DNA-binding transcription activator activity, RNA polymerase II-specific; zinc ion binding. Gene Ontology annotation, biological process: regulation of transcription by RNA polymerase II. The transcript is spliced from 2 exons.
AUGGCAAGGCUAGGGCACACCAAGUCCCGAAAUGGUUGUUGGAGAUGCAAAAAGCGGAAAGUCAAGUGCGAUGAAAAGGUUCCGUGCACCGCAUGCAGACGCCAUGCCGUCCGUUGUAGCCUUGAAGUGGUGUCAGUUGCAGAAACAGAUGCACAUGUCAGCCACAAGGUGCCAGGAGGCGGGGAGCACAAGGGAGAAGAAUCACCCCGCGAAACGGUGCAGUCAACAGAAGAGAAGGACAGACGGGACAGCCGGGACUGGGGAAUGGCAAUGACCCACGUGAGUUUGGCAUCCGUUGGAGAAAUCUCGACAUCUCCGUCGUCUGUUGUUGGCAGUGCAACACGGCGCUUUGAUGAACAGUUCUCGUUAAGAUCGGAGCCGUGGCACAUCACUGCUUUUGGAAACGCCUCAGUGCAACCUGGAUAUUGGUUGCCUGCCGUCGAACUCAUGGUUCACUGGACUACCGACGCGUAUCGCACGUUUUCCUACUCCCCUCAAACGACCGAAAGGCUACGGACCCUCGUGCCUCAGUUGGCGCUCUCUAGCGAGUUCUUGAUGCAUGAGCUUUUGGCGUUUUCUGCCCUCCACCUUGGCCAUGUUCACCUGGGCCGACGACAGGUAUAUCUUCACCAAGCCGCAUGGCACCAAGAUCAAGCAGUCGCAGGCUUACGGGAGGCGCUCCUUAAUACACUAACCCCGAAAAACUGCAAGGCCGUAUAUGCCUCGUCAAUACUCGUCGUCAUUUGCGCAUUUGCCUCGCUUCCAAGCGGCCAAGACGGCAAUUCCAUCCCCCAAGCUUUUGAUCGUUUGCUCAACAUCUUCCCUCUCAUAACCGGCCUGGGUGCCAUCUUAUCGGCUUCAAACGCAGACAGCAGCCUACCGACCCUGAGAGGGCUUUUUGCUGGAUCAGACAAAAACACUCCGGGCUUACAUCAUCAUCAUCAUGACCUAUAUGAGCUCGUCGAUCGACUUACCAGACUUCGGGGACAGCUGGCGAACAUAGAGCAGGUUCGAGAGACUACCCAUCAACGACAAGAGACUCGGCAUAGUUCAGCCACACUACUCGAGAGUUUCAAGGACUGCGGUCCUGAAGCUUCUCGUAUGUCGGGAAUUCUUGUCCCGGCAGAAAUUCUUGCCGUGUUUCUUUGGGCACUGCGAGCCCCCAGAGCGUUUCCUGAUCUUGUCCGCAAAAACCAUUGUCUGGCUCUGGUUAUUCUUGCCCAUUACAGCGUACUGCUUUUUUACGCGUCAAAAAGCUUCUGGUUUCUGAGGGGAUGGGCAGAUGUUGUGAUGACUACUGUCGAGGAGAGGUUGAAAGGGUCUGUCUGGUCAACAUUGUUGGAAUGGCCUGCUUCUGUCAUACGUAGGGAAGUCCCCAGUUGA